Messenger RNA from Ustilago hordei, 711 nucleotides. Its product is annotated as putative 60S large subunit ribosomal protein L6. The coding region runs from base 1 to 711 and encodes 236 amino acids. The transcript has a single exon. Gene Ontology annotation, cellular component: cytosolic large ribosomal subunit; ribosome. The record is from RefSeq and is a predicted model, not a curated record. NCBI's taxonomy places the organism in Eukaryota, Fungi, Basidiomycota, Ustilaginomycetes, Ustilaginales, Ustilaginaceae. Gene Ontology annotation, molecular function: RNA binding; structural constituent of ribosome. Gene Ontology annotation, biological process: cytoplasmic translation; ribosomal large subunit assembly.
AUGGCCCGCAACCAAGUUCGAUCGAAUGUGGCCCGCUUGGGCCGCACCAAGGCCUUCCAGAAGAAGGGCGGCUACAAGAACAUGGAGCGUCAGGGCGCCAAGAAGGUUGAGGAAGAGACUCCCGCUCACAAGGAAGUCCCUGUCAAGGGUGCCAAGAACGGCAGCAAGCGUCUCGUCCCCACCCAGAAGGCUCCUCGCUUCUACCCCGCCGAAGACGUUCGUGUCCCCAAGGCCAACCGCAAGGUCAACAAGCAGACCAAGCUCAAGCCCACCAUCACCCCCGGAACCGUUCUCAUCCUCCUCGCCGGUCGUUUCCGUGGCAAGCGCGUCGUUUUCCUCAAGCAGCUCGACUCGGGUCUUCUCCUCGUCACUGGUCCUUUCAAGGUCAACGGUGUUCCCAUUCGACGUGUUAACCAGGCUUACGUCAUUGCCACCUCGACCAAGAUUGAUAUCGCCGAUGUUAAGGUUGACGAAAAGAUCAACGACGCUUACUUCAAGAAGGAGAAGGCUGCCAAGGUCAAGGCUGAGGCUAGCUUCUUUGCUGACCCUGCUAACAAGCAGGCUCACCCCGAGAGCAAGGUUGCCGACCAGAAGAACUUGGACAAGGCCGUGAUUGCUGCUGUUAAGAAGGCUGGCCCUACUAUGGCCAAGUACCUCGCUGCUACUUUCUCGCUUUCCAAGGGUGAGAAGCCUCACGCUCUCAAGUUCUAA